Messenger RNA from Stylophora pistillata, 1966 nucleotides. RefSeq lists its product as uncharacterized. Gene Ontology annotation, molecular function: protein binding. The record is from RefSeq and is a predicted model, not a curated record. NCBI's taxonomy places the organism in Eukaryota, Metazoa, Cnidaria, Anthozoa, Scleractinia, Pocilloporidae.
CUAAGCCAACUCUAAAAGCCAAACAUGGCUGCGAAAAGUCCAUCCCUCUGUUAGUAGUUUCUCAAAUUAGAGUUUUGAAAGUUUCUUUGUUGGAGUGGAAAGUAUGACCACGGUCAAAAGGAAGAAGAAAGGAUUGAAGACAGCUCCUUUCGAUAUUUAUAUUUACAUUGCAUGUACAGGAGAGAAGUUCUUGCUAAAAAAUGUCCACGCCGAGAUGAAUAUUCGGGAACUAAAAUGUUACGCAGAACUUGUUGUGGGAAUACCUUACAACUUGCAACGCUUACAGUAUCUUGAUGAAGGAGAUAUGCUAGACGAUUCAGAUUUAAGACACAACGAUGUCGUACCAGGAGCUACGAUUAAUUUGAAACUGUGGAGAAUGUGGGAUACACUGGUUCCUGCAGUGUGUAAAGGUUCGAUAGAUCAAGUCCUAAACGAAGGAGUUGUGGUAGAGAAGGGAUGGGAAUCUCUAGAUCCCCUGACAUACAGAAACAAGGUUGCUCUUGCAAAGGACAGAGCUUCAGUUGCACUUUUUAUUGCCGCCCAUCGAGGCAGAAUUAACUUAAUAAGAAGUUUGAUAGAUUAUGGAGAAGCUGAUGUAAACAUGAAGACACCAUUUGGACGUACACCGCUGCAUGCUGCAUCCUCGCAGGGACAUUCGAACACGAUCGAUCUGAUGCUCGAAAAAGGAGCAUCUAUGGACGAAAUUGAUGUCCAAGGCAAGUCUGCCCUGACUAUAGCGAGUCAGUGGGGCUUUAAGGACAGCGAGAGACAUUUAUUUUUAUUUCAAUGGCAGACAAGAGCGGCCAAAACUAAGCAUAGGAGAGCGAGUAAAUCUCUUAUGAUGCAUCAACAAUUUGACUCUUCUUUUCCAACAUGGUUGAAGGGGAAAUAUUCACAGGUGUACUUUUGUCAAACUUUGCCUCCGGGGGAGUUUGCUGGGACCGGGAUCAGUGCUCCAAGGAGAAGACCAGUGGGAGAAGCUAACCAACUACGAGAUUCCUUUUUUGAACAAUCUUCCUCUGAUCUUCUCGAACACCAGUUGCCUCCAAUUGAUGGAGCGGUGGAAAUUGAUGGUGCACGAUACAGCUUGGGAGGGAAAGCAGUGCUUCCACACAUAAGGUCCAAGGAAAGACUUGCAAGCAGUAAAUCACGAGACAGUUCCAAGUCUGCAACAUUUGAUGAGUGGCUUGAAGAAAAAAAGUCUAAGAAACAGCAACAACAACAGAAGGAAAAAGAGGCAAGAAAAAGGAAAGAGAUGGAGUUAGAAAGCAAGAGAUUAUCAAGGAUGGCAGGCAAAAGCUUUGAAGACUGGAAAAACUCCAAAUCGCAACAAAAGCAAGAGCUACCAGGCAUUGAAAAAAGAAGAGAUGAUAUAGUACGAGAAGAACCAGGGCGGCAAUACAGUAUGACUUUUGAACGAUGGUUGAGCAAAACUAGUGCCCUAGAUCUCAGUCUUAGCAGCUGAAGAUUGAUUGAAACCAGCUGUUACACAGUGAUGCACAUCAAGCACCCCUAGAGACUCUUUUGAUGAAUUUAUAAUUGACGAUUCAUUUUAACAGAAAAUUGCAGCAAUGAGUUCAUCGAUGAAAAUGUUAUCAUAUGGAAUUCAAGAACAGCGAGAUUCCAUUAUGAACAUUCAGGAAGUUCAGAAAUAAGGAGGAAUAAUUUUAUAACAUGCAAAAUCCUCGCUUUUUGAUAUUCCUAAUUUGUUGGAACCUCAGCAUUCUUGAAUUCAAUAUGGUAAGGUUUUCCCUGUGGGAAGUUUAAACUGCAAUCAAUCCAUGAUUGGAAGCCAUUAAUUGAGAUUCCAUUUCUCUCUUACUUUUAAGUGCAAGGGCUCUCUCUUUCCUUACAGUGGCAAUUCAUCAACUGAAGGGACCAUAUAAUUUGAACAUAUCAACAAAGUUGAAAUGGUAAAUUCGCCACCGUUAUGUUUAUAAAAGCUAACGUUUCGAGUGUUAGCCCU